AUGAGUGAUGAGACAAAAUCAUCAAGGGAAGGAGCCCCAAAGUGUGAAUUGAAGCCUCUUCCUACUGGACUUAAAUAUGCUUUUCUAGGAGAAGAUGAGACCUAUCUCAUGAUAAUAUCUUCUAAACUAGAGCUUUUGCAUGAAGGUAUCAUAUAUCCAAUUUCUGAUAGCAAAUGGGUGAGUCUUACACAGGUUGUUCCUAAAAAAUCAAGAGUCACAGUAGUUGAAAAUGAUAAUGGAGAAAUGGUACCAACUGGGGUCACUACUAGAUGGAGAAUGUGUAUUGAUUAUCGUAAAUUGAACUCAGUCACAAGAAAGGAUCAGUUUCCUUUACCAUUUCUUGACCAAAUUUUGGAAAGAGUUGCAGGGUGUAAAGAGAAAAAUUUGGUGCUUAACUGGGAGAAAUGCCAAUUCAUGGUCACAUUUGGCAUAGUACUUGGACACAUUGUUUCUCACAAAGGAAUUGAAGUGGAUAAGUCAAAAUUUGAUUUAAUUGCUAAUUUGCCUAUUCCUAAAACUGUUAAAGAUAUUAGAUCUUUUUUAGGACAUGCAAGUUUUUACCGGAGAUUCAUACAAAAUUUUAGUGCAAUUGCAAGGCCAUUGAAUAAUCUCUUGGAGAAAGAUGCAAAAUUUGAUUGGAAUUAUGCAUGUCAAGAAGCAUUUGAGAAAUUGAUUAAAAUGCUAACAUCAACACCUGUAAUGCAACCCCCAGAUUGGUCCAUGUCAUUUGAAAUAAUAUGUGAUGCUAGUGAUGGUGCUAUUGGGGCAGUGCUAGGCCAAAGAAAAGACAAGAAGCCUAUUGUUAUCUGCUACACAAGCAUAACUUUGAAUAAUGCAUAG
Molecule: messenger RNA, 840 nt
Organism: Prunus armeniaca (apricot)
Lineage: Eukaryota; Viridiplantae; Streptophyta; Magnoliopsida; Rosales; Rosaceae
Source: the annotation of a GenBank genome assembly